This is a messenger RNA of Nelumbo nucifera (sacred lotus), 1076 nucleotides long. RefSeq names its product calcium-binding protein CML42-like. The record is from RefSeq and is a predicted model, not a curated record. Gene Ontology annotation, molecular function: calcium ion binding. Lineage: Eukaryota; Viridiplantae; Streptophyta; Magnoliopsida; Proteales; Nelumbonaceae.
UACCAAUCAUUCACCUGUCUUCCAUUGCCUCCUCCUCCUGCUCCUCGAUCUUUCUCUCUUACCCCCUUGCGGUCGCAGGAAGUGGAGAUGGAAGGGCCACCGACUCCGGCCAUAAAACCGAGAUUAGGCCAGUCGUCGUCAUCCUUCCGUCUCCGGAGCCCAAGCCUCAAUAGUCUUCGGCUCCGUCGAAUAUUUGACUUAUUCGAUAAGAAUGGCGAUGGCUUGAUCACAGUCGAAGAACUGUGCCAAGCUUUGGAUCUGCUGGGCCUGGAGGCAGAUAUGUCCGAGUUGGAGUCCAUUGUACAAUGCUACAUAAAACCGGGCAACAACGGACUCGAAUACAACGACUUCGAAGCGUUGCAUCAAUCGUUGGGUGACAUGUAUUUUGGUGUCAACGUAGGCGGGGAAGAAGGGCGCGAAGGAGAAGAGGAGAGGGCUGCAAGUGGUGCAACAACUACAACAACGGCGAGGGAAUUGCAAGAGGAGGCAGACUUGACGGAGGCGUUUAAGGUGUUCGAUGUGGAUGGAGAUGGGUUCAUAUCGGCGAUGGAAUUGCAAGUGGUUCUUGCCAAGCUAGGAUUUUCAGAAGGAAGUGAGAUUGGUAGAGUUGAGCAAAUGAUCUUCUCCGUUGACCGGAAUCAGGAUGGACGUGUUGACUUCUACGAAUUCAAGGAUAUGAUGCAAAAUGUUUUGGUUCGAACCUCUUGACCUUUCUCUUGCUGUUGCUUUUUUCCUUUAUUUUUUUUUUAUUUUAGUUUUCUUUUCUUUUCUUUUCUUUUCAUCUUCCUUCUCUUUUCUCUCGCUCAGACAGUCAGGAUCGCUGUAUUUUCUUUUGUAAUGACUUCAUGUCCUGGUUGGACAUGAAUGUUCGUUUUCUGUUUUCCCUUCCCCAUCUGUAUUUCAUCGAUGUUCUUUUGUUUUUCCCCUUUUCAUCGAUGUUCAUUUCUUUCUUUUCUUCUUUGUUUCUGUUUUUCCUUCCCCAUCUGUAUUUCAUUGAUGUUCUGGCAACUCGAAUAAAUUGAUCAGUCAAUAGAUGCAAAUAUAGCAAUAAGAUUGCACGGAUGUUAGAUUGCUAA